Molecule: messenger RNA, 1005 nt
Organism: Rhea pennata
Lineage: Eukaryota; Metazoa; Chordata; Aves; Rheiformes; Rheidae
Gene: ARPC5L
Product: actin related protein 2/3 complex subunit 5 like
Exons: 4
Coding region: 57-506 (149 amino acids)
Biological process (GO): cell migration; Arp2/3 complex-mediated actin nucleation; regulation of actin filament polymerization
Cellular component (GO): actin cytoskeleton; Arp2/3 protein complex; cytoplasm
Molecular function (GO): actin filament binding
Source: RefSeq, a predicted model, not a curated record
GUUCCGGUUCCGGUUCCGGCGGGCGCCGGUUCCGGUUCCGGCGGCGGCGGGGCGGCAUGGCGCGGAGCACGCUCUCCUCCCGCUUCCGCCGCCUCGACAUCGACGCGUACGACGAGAACCGGUUCGUGGAGGAGCCCGAGGAGGCGGCGGCCGAGCCCGACGCGGGCCCCGAGGUGGAGGCGCUGCUGCGGCAGGGGGAUGCGCUCCGGGCCUUCCACGCCGCCAUCAGGAACUCGCCCGUUAACACCAAGAACCAGGCGGUGAAGGAACAGGCCCAGGGAACGAUGCUUAAAGUCCUCACAUCUUUUAAAAGCAGUGAAAUAGAACAAGCAGUGAAUUCCUUAGACAGAAAUGGCAUUGACUUGUUAAUGAAGUACAUUUAUAAAGGAUUUGAAAAACCAACAGAAAAUAGCAGUGCAAUAUUACUUCAAUGGCAUGAAAAGGCAUUAGCAGUAGGUGGACUAGGUUCCAUAGUAAGAGUUCUUACUGCAAGAAAGACUGUUUAAAAGACUAUUAACUUGAACCAAGAAGAUGAUCAGUUUUGGACCCAGAAGAAGGAACUAGCUGAAAUGACACUGGUCCAUCUUUAUAGAUUGCAAUCUGUUGAAAUACUAUGGAAACCUCUUCUUGGAAUGCUUUUAACUUUAAAGGUGGGGGAAGAGUAAACAUUAUUCCUGUAUGCUCUGAUUAUCAAAUACAGGAGCCACAACAUUAUCUUGAUCCCUUCUUUAAAAGGCAGAGAAAAGGCAAACUGCCUCCUGUUACUGUAAGCAAACAGGUAUUUUCAGAUGCUGCUUUAUCAAAGUGCGGUGAUGUAAGAUCCCGUGUGUACUGCUUAUUUAAGAGGUAGCUAUGUCUUUAGCAGAUGCAAGACUCUGCAGCUUAAAGGUGGGAGAAGUGGUUAUUAGAAAGAGUGUAUUGGGCAUAUGGUCAAAGGACUAGCUGGACUGUGGAGUUGGUUUCAUUGUGAAGUGCCUGCUGCAUUAAUAAAGUUCUUGGAUCACA